This is a messenger RNA of Hermetia illucens (black soldier fly), 2437 nucleotides long. RefSeq names its product protein mothers against dpp-like. Bases 334 to 1707 code for a protein of 457 amino acids. The transcript has 3 exons. Gene Ontology annotation, molecular function: I-SMAD binding; DNA-binding transcription factor activity, RNA polymerase II-specific; RNA polymerase II cis-regulatory region sequence-specific DNA binding. Gene Ontology annotation, cellular component: heteromeric SMAD protein complex. NCBI's taxonomy places the organism in Eukaryota, Metazoa, Arthropoda, Insecta, Diptera, Stratiomyidae. Gene Ontology annotation, biological process: transforming growth factor beta receptor signaling pathway; BMP signaling pathway; regulation of transcription by RNA polymerase II. The record is from RefSeq and is a predicted model, not a curated record.
GGCGGCCAUGGCUCAUAUCAGCUGUCCACUUGACAGUUAAUGCAUUGUUUACGCGGCUGUAAGAUUUUCUAUACAAAGUGGAAUUACUGCGUUUUUUCAACAUUAAAAGUUGCUUCUAGAUUAAAACCGUUUGAUAAUAAUGUUAAGUGCUGGGAGGUCGAUCUCGCUUUAAAGUCUUCCCUGUUUGUAGUGAUCCACCCGCGAGCAUAUGCACCUUGAACUUGGCAGGGACUUAUGUUUGGUUUCUCAGUAGCGUUUAUCAUCCUCUAACGUAAUAUUGCGAAUUGAUAAGUUCUUUUCUAGAUAGACAGUUCCUAAAACGCACCAAUCACAAUGGAAACGGAUGAUGUUAAGGCGUCAAGCAGCAGUGCAAUGUCAACCUUGGGCACAUUGUUUUCAUUUACGAGUCCCGCGGUUAAAAAACUACUCGGAUGGAAACAAGGUGACGAAGAAGAAAAGUGGGCGGAGAAAGCAGUAGACAGUCUUGUGAAGAAGCUAAAGAAACGGAAAGGAGCUAUUGAAGAUCUAGAGAGAGCUCUAUCAUGUCCAGGCCAACCAUCAAAAUGUGUGACAAUUCCCCGUUCAUUGGAUGGAAGAUUACAAGUAUCACAUCGCAAAGGAUUGCCACAUGUCAUUUAUUGCCGUGUAUGGCGUUGGCCUGACCUGCAGUCACAUCAUGAGUUGAAACCCAUCGAAAGUUGUCAAUAUCCAUUCAGUGCGAAGCAAAAGGACGUAUGUAUAAAUCCUUAUCACUACAAACGUGUCGAAAGCCCAGUACUUCCACCGGUACUUGUGCCCCGGCAUUCGGAAUUCGCCCCUGGCCAUUCACUUCUGCAAUUUCAAACACAAAUGUGCGAGCCCAAUAUGCCGCAUAAUGUUAGCUAUUCAUCGUCCGGAUUUAACUCGCAAAUUAGUCCAACUAGUCCGGCUAUGACAUCUGUCGGAAGCCCCAGUUCGGUUAAUUCCAAUCCAACAAGUCCUUAUGGAAGUUUAGCUGAAACACCGCCUCCGGCCUACAGUCCGCCCGAAGACUCAAAUUCAAAUAAUCAAACAGAAGGAGCAACUCCCAUGGACGCUCCAAUGGAAGUGGCUCCCGUUAGCUAUUCGGAACCAUUGUUUUGGGCAAGCAUUGCAUAUUAUGAACUGAAUUGUCGUGUCGGAGAGGUUUUCCAUGCAAAUUCGAAUUCCUUGAUUGUUGACGGUUUCACGAAUCCAUCGAACAACUCGGAUCGUUUUUGUCUAGGCCAGUUGAGCAAUGUCAACCGCAACAGUACGAUUGAGAAUACGCGGCGUCACAUCGGUAAAGGUGUUCACCUGUACUAUGUAGCGGGCGAAGUAUAUGCUGAGUGCUUGUCCGAUUCAGCUAUUUUUGUACAAUCGCGCAACUGCAACUAUCAUCAUGGUUUUCAUCCCUCGACCGUCUGCAAAAUCCCUCCCGGCUGUUCCUUGAAAAUUUUCAAUAAUCAAGAAUUUGCUCAACUACUUUCGCAAUCAGUAAAUCAUGGAUUCGAGGCAGUUUUCGAGUUGACAAGGAUGUGCACGAUACGGAUGAGCUUUGUGAAAGGAUGGGGAGCUGAAUAUCAUCGACAGGAUGUCACCUCCACACCGUGCUGGAUUGAAAUUCAUCUGCACGGUCCGCUUCAGUGGCUUGAUAAAGUGCUCACCCAAAUGGGGUCACCACAUAACGCCAUAAGUUCAGUAUCUUAAGGAGUUCUAUUUUUGUUUAUUAGCUUCUGUCUAUUCAUUACGCACGCUUUCACAAGCUAUUAGCCAAUUUAAAAAUAUUCAAGGUGAGAAUAUGUUUGAGAUAAGACAAACGUGAUUUUGGUUUUUACAUCCAUAAGUUCACCGUAUUUUGUAACAUUGUAACGAUUUGAUAAUUUCGCACUCUAGACAAAACUCGCGGCAUUUAGAACCUACUUUAACUAAGUCUGAACGUGCCUCAUUAUGAUAAAUUUCAAAGAGAGUUGGUAGACACAGACCUACUGCAGUGUUUUUAGUAUUGUAUUUUCGUUAAAAAUAUUCAUAUUUAGUAGACAAGCUUAAACGGAAAAUUUUACCUUCUAAGAUAUGCAUUAAGAGAGAAAUACUUCAUUUUUAAUAUUUUGUGCUAGUAUUUAUGCUGUCACGUUUCGAAUAAACGAAUGUUUGGCCAAUAAGUGAGGCGGAUGGACCGCAGUUAGGUUCAUUCGUGAAGUGUUAUUUUUCAAAAUUGAAUAUUUACUUAGUCGAAUUGAUGUAGUGUAAUUGAAUUUCAAAAUUGAUGCUUAGUAGAGACAUUACAAGCGUUAAAGACGACAUAGUUGAGAUAUUUGUAUAUAAUUAUUGAUGCUGUCAGAUGAUCUACAGACAGUCUUUAAAGUUUGUAUCUAGCAUAUGUUUGUGACGAAUUGUUUAUUAUAAAUAAAAAUCAUAGUGCCUAUAUUUACACAUAAAA